GGCCGCUUUCAGAUGAAUUACUUUUGCUCCUGGGGCUUGUGAUUCUGCAGGGGAAAGGUAGAUUAAUGGUUAGAUCUGCAAAAAUACACAUCUGUCGUGCAAUGCGGAAUGUUGCGGUAAAGAGGAAAUAGAUUCUAAGCAUCAUUCUUCUGGAAACGAAGCAACGUGCCGCUAGCCGUCAUGUCCAAACCUCCUAACAAAAAGUUGAACAAACUGAAUUUGACUAUAGCCCCAUCCACUACAGUCCCUGAUCCAGUAUUACCUAACGAUGCUGCCGGCAUCGGCUCGCAAAAAGUGGAGGAGAUACGAAAGAAAUUCGACGAACUGAACUUGGAUUCCUUACAGCGCGAGAGGCUGGAGGCGUUUCUAGCUGAAAAGAGGAAAAUUGGAGAAUUGAACGCAGAGGAUUUUGAGAAAUUGGCUGAAUUAGGCGCAGGAAAUGGUGGCGUCGUUACAAAGGUUUUGCACAAGCCGAGCGGUCUGAUAAUGGCUCGAAAGCUAAUUCACUUGGAAAUCAAACCAGCUAUAAGGAACCAGAUCAUCAGAGAACUCAAGGUUUUACACGAUUGCAACUCCCCCUACAUCGUUGGAUUUUAUGGGGCCUUUUACAGUGAUGGAGAAAUCUCUAUUUGUAUGGAACACAUGGAUGGUGGUUCCCUGGAUCAAAUAUUGAAAAAGGCUGAUCUAGUACCUGAGGAUAUUUUGGGAGUUAUCACAAUUGCUGUUUUAAAAGGCUUAAGCUACCUUAGAGAAAACCACAGUAUUAUACACAGAGAUGUGAAGCCCUCAAAUAUUUUAGUAAACUCCCGUGGUGAAAUCAAGCUCUGUGACUUUGGAGUUAGUGGACAGUUAAUUGACUCAAUGGCAAAUUCUUUUGUUGGUACACGAUCUUACAUGUCGCCUGAAAGACUUCAAGGAGCUAACUACACAGUUCAAUCUGACAUUUGGAGUUUUGGAUUAUCAUUGAUUGAGAUGGCAAUUGGAAGGUAUCCAAUUCCACCACCUGAAGAAAACCAAAAAAGCACAAGUCCAUCACAUCUAAAGAGAAUACCUCCAGGAACAAGGCCACCUAGUGGUGUGAGCAAUGAUGCAAGGCCAAUGGCGAUAUUUGAAUUACUGGACUAUAUUGUGAAUGAGCCUCCUCCCCAGCUACCACCAGAGCAAUUUUCAGAAGAGUUUUGUGAGUUUGUCAACAAAUGUCUUGUUAAGAAUCCUUCAGAAAGAGCUAACCUCAAAGUGUUAAUGGAUCAUGUCUUCAUCAAGAUAUCUGAGUCAAAAAAGGUGGAUUUUGCUGGCUGGGUUUGUUCAGUUGCUGGUCUAUAGCGAGUGACUGGUUGCAAUGCUUACUGAUGAAAAUGAAAUGAAUUGGAGUAUUGGCACAGAACAAGCUUAGUACUCUUAUUUAACUUGCAUCAAGAAAAUGACGGAAUACAUGAAAAGGUCUUAUAUGCAUUGGAAUCUAUUAAUUGUGGUGUGUAUUGGAUUCAGAGCAGC
Messenger RNA from Pocillopora damicornis (cauliflower coral), 1494 nucleotides. RefSeq names its product dual specificity mitogen-activated protein kinase kinase 1. Gene Ontology annotation, biological process: protein phosphorylation. Lineage: Eukaryota; Metazoa; Cnidaria; Anthozoa; Scleractinia; Pocilloporidae. The record is from RefSeq and is a predicted model, not a curated record. Gene Ontology annotation, molecular function: ATP binding; protein kinase activity.